This is a messenger RNA of Triplophysa dalaica, 3051 nucleotides long. It is a transcript of the gene znf653, whose product is annotated as zinc finger protein 653. The record is from RefSeq and is a predicted model, not a curated record. The transcript has 10 exons. Gene Ontology annotation, molecular function: transcription coregulator activity. The coding region runs from base 170 to 2080 and encodes 636 amino acids. Gene Ontology annotation, cellular component: nucleus. Gene Ontology annotation, biological process: regulation of transcription by RNA polymerase II. NCBI's taxonomy places the organism in Eukaryota, Metazoa, Chordata, Actinopteri, Cypriniformes, Nemacheilidae.
CUAAAUAUUUUCUAAAUUCGUAUUAAUUAUCUUAAACAAUUAAAAAGGGUUAUGACUUCAAAAAGAAACCGAGUUCCAGAAGAAAAAGCAAAGCGAAAAAAUCCGCUUCCAUUAAAGGUACCCACAAGCACUUCCCUUUAAGACAAACCAUAACAACCCAACAGCUGACAUGAGAAAGAUGGCGGCUGCGGACACGGACUCCGUCGCUGGAGCCGGAGAGCAAAUCAAAGCGAUUUUACGCCGCUGCCGGGGUCGACCCAGGCUUACGGACGCGGAUCGAGCUCAGCGGCGGCUGGAGUCCCGGAAGAAGUACGACGUGCGACGGGUUUAUCUCGGCGAAGCGCAUCAGGUCUGGAGCGAGCUGCGCCGACGCACGAGCCUGAGCGACGCGGGGCUCGCGGAGUACUUAAUCCUGCUCAAUUCCGCGUACGGGGAGAAAUACCAGCAGAAACACGCCAAGAGGAAAGAUGUUCCCGAAAUGUGUAGCAGUCAUAGGAAAGGGAAAAAAGUUUCUGCUACCAGCUUGCAGAACCUGGUGAACUGGUAUCAAGAGCACUUCCAGUCCUGCCCGCAUGAACUUGAGCUGCGGGCGGUGGAGCCUACAGUGGGUUUAUCUACGUCUGUGCUUUGGCAGUGUGUUGCUGGUCAUUCAUUUGUGCAAUACCUGCCGUGGGCUGCUGGAAUCGAGUCGGAAUCAGAAGUAGAGGACAACGACAAAGAGAAAGAUGAAAUUCUUCCUGAGAAGGAUGAUGUCACUGACAUAACCAAUGACCAGCGGGGAACUCCGCAAAAUCAGGAGCUGUUAGAAGUUAAUGAUUUGCCAAGCGACACUGAACAGUCGUCCCAGGUGGGCCAUGAGACGACAUGCACGACCCUGAGUCAGCUCCCAGGAGCCCCUGCGGCCAACAGAAGCCCCCCGGCCUCCGAGUGCUGUCUGGGAAACCCGGCCGUCUGGGAGAUGGAGGUGCUCACGGACCGGGAGGCUCAGGCUGCCCUCGCCGAGUCCGCUGACAAAGACUCGGGUCGGGUUGUAGAAAAGGAGAUCGACUCUGUCAUGGAGCAGGCGGACGGUCCGAGGACUUUGGGAAACCCGGAGGGAGGUGGGGACUUGGCUAAAAGUUACGAGUGCGUGGUCGUCGCGGGGCCUUUGGUGGACAGUCGAGCGAGGGAGGAUGAAGACUGUAGUGCGGGGGAAGACGUAGGGGAGGGUGAAGACGUGACAGGCACGCCGCUGGAGGUCGCCCCAGCACAGGACGAGCUGUACGGGACGGUGAUGCAGACGGUGAUGAGCGGCUGUGAGCUGCCGGAUCAGCGUCCCACACUGGGCGGAUCUCAGUUGAUCAUAAUUACGGGUCCCAGUUACGAGGCCUUGACGUCUGAAGGCAUUCAUCUGAACGUUGCCGCUGGAGACGUGGAGGAGGUCACGUGUACCGUCAUCGGGGACGUGCCGUAUAAUCAGAUCCAAUCAGGAGCAACCUCAUGUCCCAACACCAUCACAGAUAUGGUUGAGAAGCAGUUGUUGGAACCCAGUGAAGAAACGCACUGUGCUAAUGAGCUCGAGAGAUCUCUGAGCAGGUCUAAGAGAAGUCGAAGGGGUCCUGUCAUCGAAGCAGACGGCAUGUUGAAGAUGUUUCACUGUCCGUAUGAAGGCUGCAGUCAGGUGUACGUGGCCAUUAGCAGUUUCCAGAAUCACGUGAACCUGGUGCACAGAAAGGGUCGGACCAAAGUCUGCCCUCAUCCAGGCUGUGGGAAAAAGUUUUACCUGUCCAACCAUCUUCACCGUCACAUGAUUAUACACUCGGGCGUGCGAGACUUCAUCUGCGAGACAUGCGGCAAGUCAUUCAAACGCAAGAAUCAUUUAGAGGUUCACAGACGAACACACACAGGAGAGACGCCAUUACAAUGUGAGAUCUGUGGGUAUCAGUGUCGACAGCGAGCGUCUUUGAACUGGCACAUGAGAAAACACACUUCUGAAACUCAUUUCAACUACACGUGCGAGCACUGCGGCAAACGCUUCGAGAAACUCGACAGCGUCAAAUUCCACAAACUCAAGAGCCAUCCAGACAAACAGACAAGCUGAAGACAUCUUUAGAUGUGCAGUGAGGCUAAACUGCCUACGAAGUGUUUUCUUUAGCAGUAAUAGCAUUUGAUCACUUUCAACAUCGUCUUAAAAUGGCGUCCUGAUGACCUGAAGAAAUGGAGAUGCAUGAGCAAUCAAAAAAAACUGAAUGAAUGGACAUGAGAGAUAUUCUUAAGGUGUUUACUGUGCUGGACACAUAAACAAGAAACAGAAUUCCUGUUGUAAAUAUAUGAAAAUGAUGCAAACAUUUUAUUUGUUUAUUUUAUUUUUAAAUUAUACAGUUUGAAGUAGCGUGUUAGAUAUGCGGUGAGGUCCAAAUUAUACCACAUCCCCCAAAACAUGCUGAAAUUUGACAAUGAACAGUUUUGAGAUUCAGAAGUUCAUUAGGGUGUAAAAUAAGUAGCAUUUGUCUGUUAUUUCGUAUGAAUUUCUACUAUUUUAAUCGUACAGAAAUGUUUGAUUGUUGGAAUAAAGAGAAGAAUGAAGCCGAAUAAAGCAGAAAGUAUUAAAACGAAAUUCAUACGAAGUAUGCACUGCGUAAAAAGGAGCAACAUUUACACAUUUUUAAUGUUUGAAACAUUUUACAUGAUGAAUGCAUACAUUUAUGUCAAUGAAUGUUAACAUGCUUAUAAUCCAUAUUAUCCAAAAUUCAUAGAAAUAUUUAUAGUGGAUAAAAUAGAGAAACAAUUCAAGUUUAAUAUUCCAACCGCAAGUUAAUUUCCUAAACAAUGUGAUAUGUACUCCAACAUUUGUUUCAGUUCAUUUUAUUUUUAGGUUCGGCAAAGCCUGUUCUCAUGGGAGAGAUCCCAUGUGGUGCUCAUGGGAUCUCUCUGUUUUGAUCUGUUCAUUUACAGUAAUCUCGCGUGUGAAACCUGAGGCAUGUACCGUGUUCUUCACACCUCCAUGAGAUGUAAUCUUAAACUUUCAAUAGCCCGUCUCAUGAAUUCAAUAAACAUCACCUUUAUAAUGUU